AUGAUGUUACUUAACGAAUUGCUUCCUGUUCCAGGCUCUUCAGAAAGCAACAAUUGCUGGCAUGAUCUUUUUGACUCGGCAGUGAUUGGUCUACAGCGAGACAUUGAUCAGACAGUCCCCUGUCGUGGUUUGGUGUUGGAUUUCAAUAUCCUGCUGGGACUUUCGGCAGUAGAAUACCCAUUGUUAGUCGACACUGGAACUAUUUUGAUGGGUUACUCAACCGCGCUCGUACCGAUCCGCGAGACCGAAGACGGAAUGAUACUGUGGCAUCUGGAGAUAGCCAAAGAUGACUUUCAACUCAAAGUCGCCAAUCUCGAAGCAACCAGAAGUAACUGGUUACGGACUGAGUCUCUCGACUACUUGCAGUCAAAGAAAGCCCUGCUAGGCUGGUGCUCUAAGGCGCACAUCCUUCUAGGAACGGAUCGCUUGGCUCCUGAAGUGACCUGGUCUGCCGCCCGCAACAAACCUGUCACUUGGAAAUGGAAAGGGGCAAAUCUACAGGGGGUGUUUCAAACAGCUUCGCCGGUACAGAUUGGUCUUCAAGCCGGAGGUUCAUUCGAACGAACGUCUAACAGACUUCGAUUCGAUCCGUCCGCGAUGUACUUGAAGUGUCUGCGAAACAGCGCCCUAGAGCAGAUCAUUGUGUAUGAUGUUAGCGCGAAGCGAGCUUGGCUGGUCCCAUUGCUCUCUGUCCUGCAUCAUAUGCUGUUGGUCUAUGUACAUUCUGUGGAAGAGGAGUCUUUGGUGUCAAAUGCGCCAAUGGCCGGUUUGCUAUCCGAUGGUACCCCGGUUUCAUUGAAGGUUCUGCGGGACAAAGGCGACAUGGUCAUUGAGGGAUCAGGAAAUCACACUCUUACAAUUGCCCAGCUGAUCAUGAAAUUUUCAACAAACAUGUCCAGAUUGUCCCCGCAAAAGCCCAAACGAUCCACCAUUUAUGGGUACGAAUUCAUGGACAUCGUGAUGGACUCGACUCGAUCUGAACUCAAGAAGGAACCCUUGCAAAGGGAAGGACUAGCUUGGCUAUCUCUACUGGGUGAGGUCAAUUGUCUGUUUUGUUCCGGUAUUGGGGAGGCGAUUGUUGGCGAUCGAGCUCUCGAUCUUUCUUUGGCGUGCAACAGAUUACCAAAGGGUAAUGAUUUCUUGGCUGCAUCAAUGCAGAGCAUAGAAACCCUGUCUAUGAGGCAUGGUGGCAGUGAUCAAAUAUGCUUCCGUCGACUAUCUCAGAAGCAUUUCUGGCAGUUGAGCGGAUCUCCAUUCAAAAAAUGUGAUCAUGUAAAUCACCACGAUUCCUGCUGGCAAUGCCCCGAGUUCUUACAGGAGAUCCAGACCUGUCGAUCCUCCGAUCGAGCCAAUGACCAGAGCAUGGACAAUUGCGCCACUGGCGCCCUGGUUUUCGGCUCCCUCGUGAAUUCGAGAUCGGUUGAGCAAGCAUCAGCAGCGCUGACUUUCUUGCCACAAAAUCCUGCGCAGGGGGAUACUCGUGUCUUUCCACCCCCUCAAAAUGUCUGA
Messenger RNA from Penicillium atrosanguineum, 1509 nucleotides. RefSeq lists its product as uncharacterized. The transcript has a single exon. The record is from RefSeq and is a predicted model, not a curated record. The coding region runs from base 1 to 1509 and encodes 502 amino acids. Lineage: Eukaryota; Fungi; Ascomycota; Eurotiomycetes; Eurotiales; Aspergillaceae.